Messenger RNA from Trichogramma pretiosum, 1561 nucleotides. RefSeq names its product MRG/MORF4L-binding protein (gene MrgBP). Gene Ontology annotation, cellular component: NuA4 histone acetyltransferase complex; nucleus. The transcript is spliced from 4 exons. Gene Ontology annotation, biological process: regulation of transcription by RNA polymerase II. Lineage: Eukaryota; Metazoa; Arthropoda; Insecta; Hymenoptera; Trichogrammatidae. Bases 389 to 1141 code for a protein of 250 amino acids. The record is from RefSeq and is a predicted model, not a curated record.
GAACUCGAGACUUUGCGCCUCGAUGUCUCUGCUUGGAUAGAGAAGUCGUCUACACACACGCAUACUAAUACGUAUAUACGAGCAGUGGCAGGUCGCUGCUACUCGCUAUCGACUAUAUACUUCAUCAUAUACAUUGCGAAUCGUGCACUGCUGCGCGAGACAAGAGUCGAAAAGCUCCGACGACGACGACGACGACGACGACGUCUUGCUGCGAGCAAAGAGACACAGAUCUUCUCUUUUGUUUUUGUUCUACUUGUUGUGUGUACACGGCCGCCACUCCGCUGUUCGCGUUUGACGUGCAGCUCGCCCGCGCUGAUACACAAGAGAUUUUGUUUUUUGUUUCUCUACUCGUUGUCGGUCGUUCGUCGCAAAAAUAACGGGCAAAAAAAUGGCAGUGAAGGAGAAGCAGGCCGACUCCACCGAGGACAUAGACUGGAACGUCGAGAACGAGAUACAAUUGUUCGUCGCCAUGAACGGACACAAGCCCGUCGGUGUAAACAAAUACUUCCACAUGGUCUGCAUCUGGGAAAAGUUCCGCUCUGCCAUAAACAAAGAUGCAUCCCUCAAAGCUAUCUGGGACCAUCUCAAGUCCAUGUACGAUCUCAUGACCCUCGAUGACAUGGAAGAUGUGCCUUUUCCGAGUGACGAGACAGAUUUUACUUGGCCUGAAAGCGAAUUCUCCGAGCUAGUGAAGAAUCGUAAAAAGGAUGAGGCCGACGUUAAACCAAAAGAGAUAAAGGAGAAAGUCAAAGAAAUCAAAAAAGAAAAGGAUGUAAAGGAGGUGAAGAAAGAGAUUGUGACUCGCGAUUCCAGCAAAAGCGGCAAGGAUUCAGACAGGAAAAAGGAAGAUAUCAAAAAGAUUAAAACUGAGUCUGAAAUCAAGAAGGAGAGCAAAAUGCGCGAAGCUAAAGAAGUUAAAAAAGAACAAAAAGCUACCAAAGGACGUUCCAAAGUUAAGGAAGAGCCAGAAGAUAUAGGACCACCGAUGAAAAAAGAGCGAAAGGAUUCAGAAUCCAGUCGUGAAAGUUCAAAGAGACUAGCACCAAAGAGACCAACAAGACAAAGCACUGAUAAUGCAUCUAAAGUUGCUACGUCAAGUCCUAGAAAUACUCCUCCACCUACCAAACGUAGGAGAUUGUAAUUUUAAUAUUACUGUUUACCAAAUUUAUAUCUACAUUUCUAAAUAUAAUUUGUAUAGUUUUACAAGUAGUAAUUUACCCAGCGGUUGACUAAUAGGUCGUAGAAUAUGUAGGAUGAUCACCUUCAACAAUGCCAUUGUUCUUUUUCAAUUAUAUUAUAAUCAAAACUAUAAAAUAAUGAAAAAGGCAUUUGACAUAUUGUAUAAAAUGUUUAUACAAUCACAUAUCUAUGAGUAUGAUUGAUUAAUGUUGUUUUUAAAACAGUGGUUAUGUACUGAGUUAAAGUCAAUCUCUGGAUACUUUACCCUAUUUCUUAUUAAUUCUUAUUAAUCAACAGUUGAUAUUUAAAUAUUAUUAUAUCAUAUGUCAUCAUAGAGAUGAAAGUUACAUUGUAAAUAAACUCAAAUACUUUUUUAAAUCAA